GCCUUCAGUGAGCACAAAAUGUGCAGAUUUGGGCGAGUGUGCUGGCGCGCUUGCCAGGAAAGUGCAGUCUUGUGGUUUGCGCUGACCGCCUGUGUAUUCGCUUUCGCUAUAUUGAUUGAGCUGUGGCGCGUUCUUACCAAUCGCACUAAAGUAGGAUGGUCUCCACUUUGGCUCCUGGGCCGUUUCGACUGUAUUCCUGUGUCAACCAGAACAGGAAUGCUCAUCGCCUUACAAGUUUCGAUACUCUGUGCCAUGUAUUUUGUAACGUGUUGGUAUCUUAUACAAGGAUAUAGAAAGGCCAAUUACCGGUUGGUGGUCCCAUGGUACAAGAUGCAUACUUUACUUCUAAUGUAUCAACUAAUUUUAAUUUAUAGCCAUGUAAAAGAAAGUAGAUCUACAGACGUCUUCUUAGUUACUGGUGGCACAGUUACAAAUGUACUGUUGGUGGCGGGAGCGUUCGGGGUUAUGAAAUGGGCGGACGCAAUGGGAAUACCUCAGAGCUCCUCCGCUAUAGCCCAGAUGGCACGGAAUCGUAUGAGAUAGAAGUUAAUCCGAUACAAUCGGCGGCAAGGGCGAAGGCUUUAGUGGCGGUGUGGAAUGCAUAGUGACGUAACUUGAGCCAGUGCUAUGCAUCUGUGUUGAAUUGGCGUUAAUCUGCAAAAACUGUGCCUGGAAGACGUAUGCUGUUCAUGUUGCAGCUGUAAAAUUACAUCGUCGCUAAUGUUAAGACUUGCCGAAGCUUGGCCAAGAGCAUGUUAAGUCCACACAGCCAAAUGCGACUAAAGAGCAGCCCGUUAACGUCAGGAAAAUACUUCGCUCAAGUUACGUUUUUAUCGAAAUCGGGAUUUUGAUGCUUUUUUAUUAAAAUUUCUGUUUAUGCAUGUCACACUACUGAAGAAAAACGCGUCCAGUAUCUGUA
Schistocerca gregaria is the source of this 919-nucleotide messenger RNA. RefSeq lists its product as uncharacterized. NCBI's taxonomy places the organism in Eukaryota, Metazoa, Arthropoda, Insecta, Orthoptera, Acrididae. The transcript is spliced from 5 exons. The record is from RefSeq and is a predicted model, not a curated record. The coding region runs from base 19 to 543 and encodes 174 amino acids.